Molecule: messenger RNA, 897 nt
Organism: Mizuhopecten yessoensis (Yesso scallop)
Lineage: Eukaryota; Metazoa; Mollusca; Bivalvia; Pectinida; Pectinidae
Exons: 1
Coding region: 1-897 (298 amino acids)
Source: RefSeq, a predicted model, not a curated record
AUGAUAGGACCACGCGUCAAUGGAACAGUUAGUCAUGUGAGACAGAUUAUAGGACCACACGUCAACGGAACAGUUAGUCCUGUGAGAGGGAUUAUAGGACCACACGUCAAUGGAACAGAUAGUCCUGUGAGAGGGAUGAUAGGACCACGCGUCAAUGGAACAGUUAGUCAUGUGAGACAGGUUAUAGGACCACACGUCAAUAGAACAGUUAGUCCUGUGAGACGGAUUGUAGGACCACUCGUCAUUGGAACAGUUAGUCAUGUGAGACAGGUUAUAGGACCACACUUCAAUAAAACAGUUAGUCCUGUGAGACGGAUUGUAGGACCACUCGUCAUUGGAACAAUUAGUCCUGUGAGAGGGAUUAUAGGACCACACGUCAAUGGAACAGAUAGUCCUGUGAGAGGGAGGAUAGGACCACGCGUCAAUGGAACAGUUAGUCAUGUGAGACAGAUUAUAGGACCACACGUCAACGGAACAGUUAGUCCUGUGAGAGGGAUUAUAGGACCACACGUCAAUGGAACGCUUAGUUCUAUGAGAGGGAUUAUAGGACCACACGUCAAUGGAACAGUAAGUCUUGUGAGAGGGAUUAUAGGACCACAGGUCAACGGAACAGUUAGUUCUGUGAGAGGGAUGAUAGGACCACGCGUCAAUGGAAUAGGAAUUAUAGGACCACACGCUAAUGGCACAGUUAGUUCUCUGAGAUGGAUUAUAGGACCACACGUCAAUGGAACUGUUAGAUCUGCGAGAGGGAUUAUAGGACCACACGUCAAUGGAACUGUUAGAUCUGUGAGAGGGAUUAUAGCACCACACGUCAAUGGAACAGUAAGUCUUGUGAGAGGGAUUAUAGGACCACAAGUCAACGGAACAGUUAGUUCUGCGAGAGGGAUCGGAGAAUAA